UGAUUGUGCACGAUCCAUGCCCACAGAAUGGCCUUGCUUUGUAUCUGAUACUGGUUAACUGUUAUCUGGAUUUUAUAACAUAGCCAGCCUAUGAUAUCAUUACCAGUAGUCUUGCUCUCUGUGCUUUGUGAUCCAUGCUAAUGCAUGCUGUGGACACAUGACCGCAUGAACAUCAUUAUAUAACGAUUGCAUGGGUUUUAUACACUGACCACUGUGGGCCCACACACACUGUACACACUGCAGGCAGGAGCUUUACACAGGCAGAGAAUAGAGGCAAAAGGUCAGUAUAAGAGAACCAGUUGCACCCCUACAUCCCUUGCAGUCAUUAGCUUGGUAACAUGGCCGUACCAGAAGUAAAGUACUCACAGUUGUUUAUCAACAAUGAGUUUGUGAACUCUGUGAGUGGGAAGACAUUCCCCACCAUCAACCCAACGACGGGAGAGAAAAUCUGCGACAUCCAAGAAGGGGAUAAGGCAGACAUUGAUUUGGCGGUCAAAGCUGCAAAGGAGGCUUUCAAACGUGGGUCACCAUGGAGAACUAUGGAUGCCUCAAAGAGAGCAGAAUAUCUCUUGAAGUUGGCCGACUUACUUCAGAGAGACGUGGAAUAUCUGGCAUCUUUGGAGACAGUGGACAAUGGUAUGAUCAUUACAAUGAGUAGAGGCAGUGUGAAUCGAGCUGUUGGGAUGAUUCGCUACUAUGCUGGAUGGGCUGACAAGAUACACGGGAAGACCAUUCCCCUUGAUGGUAAACUCUUCUGCUACACACGCUAUGAGCCCAAGGGCGUAAUUGGUGCCAUCACGCCCUGGAAUUUUCCAAUAGCAGUUAUGAUGCGCAAGGUGGCGACAGCCCUUGCCUGCGGUAACACCAUCGUGGUCAAGCCUGCAGAACAGACACCACUCACAGCUUUAUACAUCGCUUCUCUGGUCAAAGAGGCAGGUUUCCCAGCUGGUGUUUUCAACGUUGUCCCUGGGUAUGGACCAACGGCUGGUGCCUCCCUCUCAGAACACAUGAAUGUUGAUAUGGUUACAUUCACUGGCUCCGUACAGGUUGGCAAGUUGAUUCAGCAAGCAUCAGGUCGGAGUAAUCUGAAACAUGUAGCCCUUGAGCUCGGAGGGAAGAGCCCUAACGUGGUCUUUGCUGAUGCAGAUUUGGACUAUGCUGUAGAGGUGAGCCACGGUGCACUGUUCUGCCACUCGGGGCAAGUCUGCUGUGCAGGAACUAGGACCUACGUCCAGGAGGGCAUCUAUGAUGAGUUUGUUAAGAAGAGUGCUGAGCGUGCACAGAAGAGAAUCACUGGAAACCCUUAUGAUGAGAAGACAGAGUCUGGACCUAUUAUUGACACAGACCAGGUUAGCAAAAUAAUGGAGCUAAUUGAAAGUGGCAAGAACGAGGGAGCUAAGCUGCAGUGUGGAGGAAAGCGCAUCGAAGGGAAGGGUAACUUCAUCGAGUCGACCGUCUUCUCAGAAGUGACUGAUGAUAUGAAAAUUGCCAGAGAAGAGAUCUUUGGUCCCGUUCAGCAGAUCAUCAAGUUUAAAACUCUAGAGGAGGUUAUUGAUCGAGCUAACGAUACAGAGUUCGGUCUCGCCGCUGCCGUCAUCACCAAAGACAUUGAUAAAGCUCUUGCAAUCGCCAACAGCGUUCGGGCCGGAGUCGUUUGGGUCAACACGUAUGGAGUGGUCGACCAUCAUGCUCCGUUUGGAGGCUACAACAUGUCUGGUGUUGGACGGGAAGGGGGUGAAGAAUCACUCAGUGAAUUCUGUGAGAUAAAAACGGUUGUCAUCAAAGUUCCCGAGAAGAAUUCCUAGAAAGAUCCUAGAGAGUUGUUCUACACAAUGCAGCAAUUGAUGAAGAUCCUGUCUUUAUGUCAGAGUACAUGGGCAAUCAGUCAUGUCCCAAAUUUACCAAUAAAUGACGGCAAUAAUUAAAUUUUAUGUAGUACUAUAUUCUUUUCUUUUCAAUUAUGAAAUUCAUAUUUCUUGAACGGAUAGUUUUUUAUCCAUUAAGCAGAGCCCCAGAUCAUCCACAACUUCAAAUACCUUACAAGGAGUCAAACAAGAGACUACCAAUGUUACACCACAUAAUAUGUACAUGUAUGUAUACCCACAUUUUAGCCCUGGCUGCCUUACACUUUUAUAUUAUACUACAGUGACGUACUUGAUGACAGGGUCCAUUUUUGGGGCGGAAAAUUUGAAAAGCUUCAUAAAUCAAAUCUCCCCUGCAAGAAGCCACAAAUUUCCACAGAUUCACAUCCUAUGGCAGCAUACAUUUUUCUGUGGUGGGUUACAGAUUACAAGUUACAGAUUUGUGAGGAAUAUUUGACGACCAAAACCCAGCGCAGAAAAAUGUAUGCUGCCAUGGUCGGAAUGUGAAUCUCUUUCAAUUAGUUGGCUUCUUGCAGGUAAGAUUUGAGUCAUGAAGCUUUAAAAAACUUCCGCCCCAGAAAUGCGCCCUAUUAAUUAGGACUGCUGUGUACAGCACAGAGGAAGAGUCCUAUAUAGGGCUAACCAACAUUUACGUGUUUGUGAUGGUAACAGUGACUUGAUGGACAAAGGGCAGAGACUCGCAUGUCCAAGUUACAAUAUAAUCCACAAUCAGUCUGAUACAUUAAUGGAGGCAACAAAGGCCUUCAUCAAAGCUUCAUCAGAGCAUACUGAUCGAAACGUCGUUGAAAUCAACGGUUCUUUU
Molecule: messenger RNA, 2685 nt
Organism: Asterias rubens (European starfish)
Lineage: Eukaryota; Metazoa; Echinodermata; Asteroidea; Forcipulatida; Asteriidae
Product: aldehyde dehydrogenase-like
Exons: 14
Coding region: 339-1805 (488 amino acids)
Molecular function (GO): aldehyde dehydrogenase (NAD+) activity
Source: RefSeq, a predicted model, not a curated record